CUGGAAUACAAGAUGGCAGCCCCGGCGGGGAGGGAAAGGCGGAGGCGGUAUAGCAGCGAGCGGACAGGAGUCAGUGACUGGAGCUCGCCUCGGCCCCAGAGUGUUGUCACAGAGAUGGCCCGUGAUAAUCAUGGAAGUCCUCAGGAGGAGGUAGCCAUGGUCAGCCUGUCUCCAAGCACAUCACAUUCUCCUCGACCUCCCCGUCCACCUUCUGAUCUGCCAGAUGAGCUCGUGCAGGCUGGAUGGGAGAAGUGUUGGAGUAAAAGGGAAAGCCGUCCUUACUAUUUUAACCGCUUUACAAACCAGUCCCUUUGGGAAAUGCCUGUGCUUGGCCAGCAUGAUGUCAUUUCGGAUCCUCUGGGUCUCAAUGCAGCUCCAGUUACUCCAGAAGUGGCAACACCGGAAACUCCCAAGGAGAGCAGAAUGCAAAAAAGGAAGCUGUCUGAGGAGUUGUCGACAUGCGACACAGUUAAAAAGUUAAAGAUGGAGUCAACUCCUGUGACCCCAACAACAGCAGCACCAGCACAAGCACCAGCACCAGCACCAACACCAGCACCAGCAGUACCCAGUUCCACCAUCAUCCCUGGUGUAACUCUGGAGGAAAAGCAGCUCACAGCCCUGCUGAAGCCCACUGAUGUUUACUGGGAUUUGGAUAUUCAGAGCAAUGUAGUGGUAAAACGACCACCUACGUCACAUACUCUACCUCUCCCAUCACAGUCUUUGCCACCACAUCCUGAAGUGGAGCUUCUCCGAUCACAGCUUGUUCUAAAACUACGGCAGCACUACCGAGAGCUGUGCCAGCAGAGGGAGGGUAUUGAGCCACCUCGGGAGUCUUUUAAUCGUUGGCUACUAGAGAGGAAGGUUAUGGAUCAUGGCCCAGACCCAAUUCUGCCUAGUGAAUGUGAUCCUGCGGUGUCUCCAUCCAUGUUCCGAGAAAUAAUGAAUGACAUCCCUAUGAGAUUAUCUCGUAUUAAGCAUCGUGAAGAAGCAAAACGUCUGCUUUUUAAGUAUGCAGAGGCUGCCAAGCGAUUGAUUGAGUCCAGGAGUGCUUCUUCAGACAGUAGAAAGUUGGUGAAAUGGAAUGUGGAGGACACAUUUAGCUGGUUGAGGAGAGAUCAUCUUGCAACCAAGGAAGACUAUAUGGACCGACUGGAGCACCUGCGUAGGCAGUGUGGUCCCCAUAUGGCAGCUGUGGCAAGGGACUCCGUGGAAGGUAUAUGUAGCAAGAUUUACCACAUUUCUAGGGAAUACGUGAAGCGAAUCCGUGAAAAGCACUUGGAACUUCUUAGUGAGGCCAACAUACCAGAAUCAGGCCCUGCUGAAGAGCCUUCGGAAAAGAGGGUGUUCUGUCACCCUGUCCGGUUGUCAGUGCCGACAUUGCAACCCCAGGGAGGAGUGGAUGUGCGGGUGGAAGGCAGCACAGUGUGUGUGCGCUUCCGAGAAGAAUCUGUUAGAAUGAACCAGGGCUACUUUAGCAAGCUGUUUCAGCUCUAUCGCCUCAGCUGUACAGAUGAUCCUGCAUCAGACAAAUUCAUUUGCAGAAUGUGGUGUCUCCUGCGUAGAUAUCAGGUUAUGUUUGGCACAGCACAGUAUGAGGGCUCUGGUCUGCAAGGAGCACUCCCAGUCCACGUUUUCCAGGCUCUGCACAAACAUUUUGGGGUGACUUCUGAAUGCUUUGCAUCCCCUCUCAACUGUUAUUUCAAGCAGUACUGCUCCGCCUUCCCAGACACAGAUGGAUAUUUUGGAUCCAGAGGGCCUUUUCUGAGUUUCUUCCCGGUCAGUGGUUCCUUUGAAGCAAACCCGCCAUUUAGUGAGGAACUGAUGGAUGCCAUGGUCACACAUUUCGAGUACCUCCUGGAGAGUUCUGAUCAGCCUUUGUCCUUCAUCAUCUUCAUCCCAGAAUGGAGAGACCCUCCUACCCCAGCACUCACACGCAUGGAGAGCAGUCGCUUCAAGCGCCAUCAGAUGCUCCUCCCUGCAUUUCAGCACGAGUAUCGCAGUGGAUCUCAGCAUGUGUGCAAGAGGCACGAGCUGUAUUACAAAGCUGUGCACAACACUGCAGUCCUGUUUCUUCAAAAUGAGCCGGGCUUUCUGAAAUGGGCACCUACUGCAGACCGAGUCCAGGAGCUGGCUGCAGCAUACAAACACUCUGGGCGUUUAUCCAACUCCUCCGGGGGCAGCGAGAAGGAGUCCACACGAGAGGAGGGCACCAGCAAGGACAGUGCGUCUAAAGAUACAGACUGAGAGAAGGCAUUGCUUCUUUAAUGCGCUUCUUAAUGGGAGUGACAUGACUCACCCCAGUCUUACAGGGCAGAAUGUGGGCCUCCCUCAUAUUGUAGAGCUUAGUUCAAAUCUUCACCUGUUAUAUAGUGUGCAGCAUGAAGUUUUUUUUUGUAGUCCUGAAGGCCGGACAAUUUUCUUCACUUAAAUUAGCAGAGGAGACAAAAAUGCAUAGGUGUGGGAAUACAACAUGCCUGUGUUUUUCACUUCACUAAAGGACACACGACUGCAGGUUGUUGUGGUUUGACUGCUGCAUAUGGGUGAGAGAGCUCCAUCUGCUCAAUUGAGAUUUUUUGGGGAGGCAGUAAAUGUAUGUUUUAAGUUGUGUGUGAGGGUGCAUUGCUACCAGUGUAUGAAGUUGUGGGUGUUGAAACAUUUCCUCUCUGUUAAGGGGAGAUUGUUCAUGUAGCUUUCCAAUGUAUAUAAUUCUUUGUGUAUCUAUUCUAUGAAGUAUAUUUGAUGUUGUUUUCCUUUUGGGGGAGACAUAGGAAUUUGCAUGGUUUUCUUCUCCUUCCCUUGUGUGUGUGUGUCUCCGGUAUUGUGAUUGGUGCACGUUGUCUGUGCUAAUUAUUCCCUGUAAUUAAUUUAAUGUCUAACCAUUUUAUUACUUUUAUCAAAACAGUAAAAAGUCUAUUUUUGA
Messenger RNA from Pelobates fuscus (common spadefoot toad), 2920 nucleotides. RefSeq names its product phosphorylated CTD interacting factor 1 (gene PCIF1). Gene Ontology annotation, cellular component: nucleus. Bases 13 to 2244 code for a protein of 743 amino acids. The transcript is spliced from 16 exons. Gene Ontology annotation, molecular function: RNA polymerase II C-terminal domain binding; mRNA (2'-O-methyladenosine-N6-)-methyltransferase activity. The record is from RefSeq and is a predicted model, not a curated record. NCBI's taxonomy places the organism in Eukaryota, Metazoa, Chordata, Amphibia, Anura, Pelobatidae.